AAGGUAUCGCGCGAGCGACCGCAGUAGAAAAGUUCGUUUCCAAAAAUCUUGUUCUAGAACUUCUCUAUGAUCUACUUCUAUGGUGUCUAGUACUAGUACGUUGUAACAGUAUCUACUUACGACGAAUAAAGACGGACCACAAAGAUGGCGGCGACUGCAGAAUUACGCGCAAAACUUGAGGCCAGAGCGGGUGUGGGUGAGGUGUGGGAGAGCCUGCCUCAAGCCUCGUCAGCGUCGUCAGCUUGCGGGACUGUAGGACACUCCCUUCUUGCCUCUGGAGGUGGCGCGUUUGCUGCGUGUAGGAAGGGUUUGACAGGCAUUUCGGGGACGGGGCCUGCUGCGGGCACAGUGGCCGCGCGAAGAGAGAAGAUCGUAUUAGCUGUAAAUAGUACCUAUUCUUGUAGUAAGUAGUUAUACCAGAGUAGUUUAUAGCACGCAUGGUGCAUGGAGUGCAUGGAGUAGCAUGGAGUGCAUGGAGCGCAGAGCUUUAAGGGGCGCAAGAAGCUCCCCCUUUAGCUCCAUGCUACUCCAUGUGAUCCAUGCACUCCAUGCCAUGCGAGCUGUGAAACCUUAUAAACUGCUCUAUUAUACAUAGAAGUUGCUCUCCUUGUAAUUUACCAGCGACUUACUUUGGUACCAAAUCAAUCACAGGUUUUCGAUGACCACGGUAGGCCUAGCCGGUUGUCACCACGGCGAUUAGAGGCAUGGCGAGGAGACUCGAGGCCCGAUGUCGAGAGCCUGCAUCGUGGCUAUCAUAUUGGCACUCAGGAAUACCUUCGGCAACUGCAGCUGAGUGGGCAGCACCGCGUGUCACCACACCGCACACGAGUUGGCUUGCGAAACAGAGAGUUAAGGGUAGGUUUUAGGUGUUCCUGUUGCCGUUCGUUUUGCCUUUCUUAUAGGGGAUAGGCAGAGCAUGAGCAAACGGGUUAACUGAACACCAAAAGCCUACCACUAAGAGAUCAACGUGGAGCAGAAGUAAUAAGUGGGGAGCGUCUUUUCCCUGAGAGCUCCAACGUUUCCAGAAAGCACAGUUUGCUUGGGACGAGUGGAUCCGCCAGCAGCAGCACACCCAUCGACAUUGAGAGUAGAGACAAGACGAGUUUUCUGUCGGGACGCCAGCUCCGAAAUCAGCUCCUUUCUAGACAACAACAUAUUCCGAGUAGCGUCGUCGAUGAUGCGGUGAGCCCACCAGAUGGACACGGACAACUACAGGGACCAAGCCCAUCCACUUCUCGUCCCUACUGCUCUCAAGACACUGAGAUGAAUCGAAGUAUAAACAGUAGUGCUGCUUCUGGUCUACAUGUACAACAUGCUCCAGCAUCACAUCAACAUCAACAUCGACUACAUGGCCAACACAUUAGCUCAACACGGACGAUCUUGUUAGAAGAUGAGAAUGAACAUGCAGAGCGCAUAGUGAUAACGCCACGAGAUGGAAAAGAACAUAGGUCCUCCUGCAUGAACCGCUAUAACGCCUGUGACAUAGGUGAAGCUAUCUGCCCAGGCGGCGAAUAUUUCUACUAGUAGAAGUGCGACACUUAUAUAUAAUAUAAAAUUUAUAAAUAUGAUCAACUACAGUUAAAUGAUUGAUGCAAGGGCGGGGCUAAUGCUAAACCACUAUGACGUGAUUGAAGUUGAACUUGUAGAGCAUAGACAUAUUGGAGUAAUCGCAUCGGUCAGCACAUGAUAGAUUUUUGAGUAUAUUUUUUUCAUUACAUGUAGUCGGUCUUUACCGACGUUUUCCCCCUCCCGUUCUAGACGAAUAUUUUUUGUUCAAAAACCGGCUAAUCUUGAUCUUGAAUUAACGCAUAACAAUUUUCCAUUACCAUGCCUCUCUUGCGUCAUCAACUGUCACUGAGAUGAUGCGGCUAGUAGGUCGUGUCCACCUCAAUCAUGCUCCUCGUCCUCGUGGUAUUUCUAUUUUAUUCUUCAUGAUCGAAUUUAUCUACCAACGACCUGAGAUGUCCUCGUCUUCCUCCUCGUCUUCCUUCGAUUGAGGAAGACGAGGACAUCUCAGGUCGACGUCUGGCUCUGGCCUGAUGCGAAGUCGGGAUUGCGAACGAGUAAAAGAGUGGUAGUGGAAAUCUUAGAUUAAUACAUCAUGUCGGUCUUUGUGUCGGUUAAUAUGCGUACUGAACAAAGAUGCGAUGGACAAUGUAUUCACGAUGACGUUGUCGUAUAUUUCAAU
This is a messenger RNA of Amoebophrya sp. A25, 2188 nucleotides long. The record is from the annotation of a GenBank genome assembly. Lineage: Eukaryota; Dinophyceae; Syndiniales; Amoebophryaceae.